CAUGUUACCCGACUUUUGCAUCGCACCACGCCUCAACCCUCUAUUUUUCCUCUUGCUCUGGAGUCCUCUUUCUUCCUCGCUCUCUGUAGAGAUCUCUCUCAUAUUAAAGGAUAAAAUUACUUUCUUCAAGUCCAAGCUAGACUUUACUAAUGGCUCCUAUGGUGGUUCUAGUGUUCAUUUUGGCCAUGGUUGGGGUUUCAGAUGGAGCUUGGUGUGUAUGCAAGCAAGAUUUGCCGAGCCCAACCCUUCAGAAGGCCAUAGACUACGCCUGUGGGGCUGGAGCCAAUUGCGGCCCAAUACACCAAGGCCAGCCCUGCUACGAACCCAACACAGUUGCAGCGCACUGCUCCUUCGCUGCCAAUAGCUACUACCAGAAGAAUGGCCAGAACCAGCAGGCUUGCGAUUUCUCUGGCACUGCUCAGCUCGUCACUUCUGAUCCAAGUACGCCUGGCUGCAGUUAUCCUGCCACUCCAAGUGCGGCGGGAGGCCCCGGUACUGGCACACCCAGCACCUCACCCACAACCCCAGGGGGGUCCACCACACCAGGGUCAUCUACUGUAACCCCAGGCUCACCAACAAGUGGGACCGGCUUCACCCCUAACUCACCCACCACUGGUACAGGAAUUGGCACUGGAGGCAGUACUGGCGUUCUUGGAGGCCUAGGCCCAUCUGGAGUUGGGCUUGAUGGGAGUGAUGCCGGCCUUCUUCCAAAUGCGAACAUGGCCGUGUUGGCCUUCUCUGCGCUAGCAGCCUUUGCUUUGCUUUAGGGCGGGUUUCUUUCACUUUUUGAUGGAAGGGUUUUUUUAUUCCUUUAGUGGGGUAGUAGAUGUAGGCUAGGCUGUCCUUUUCUACUUUUUUUCUUUUUCUUAGGUUUUUGUCCUUAUUACUUUUUUGGUGUAAAUCUUGGGAGGCGGUAAUUUUAUUAUUAUUAUUAAUAUUAUUGAGAUAUGUGGUAGCUGCUUUGGUGGUGA
Molecule: messenger RNA, 971 nt
Organism: Asparagus officinalis (garden asparagus)
Lineage: Eukaryota; Viridiplantae; Streptophyta; Magnoliopsida; Asparagales; Asparagaceae
Product: PLASMODESMATA CALLOSE-BINDING PROTEIN 3-like
Exons: 4
Coding region: 150-767 (205 amino acids)
Source: RefSeq, a predicted model, not a curated record